Messenger RNA from Arabidopsis arenosa, 1254 nucleotides. The record is from the annotation of a GenBank genome assembly. Lineage: Eukaryota; Viridiplantae; Streptophyta; Magnoliopsida; Brassicales; Brassicaceae.
UCUUUGUUGUAUAAGCAUUAGUUGUUUCAACCAUGGGGAUGAUGAAGCUUGGGCCGGUAGGAGAUUGCAGGGACAGAAUCUCUCACAUUUUCGUCUCUUUUGACGACAAAUAUUUGACAUCAAUCCAAUUCGGAUAUGUCAAGAACGGAGCUGUGGUCUUGUCUAAGAAGCAUGGCUCAUCCAACAGCACUAGUACACGAAUAGUGAGGCUGAACCAUGUGUCUGAGUUUGUCACUGGGAUUAGCAGAGAGUGUUAUAAAGGUUUCAGGAUAAUUUCUAAUAAGAAGAGAGAAUUUCACUCGGGGAUGCAUGAUCGACGCGAAUUUGCUGGUUUCUUUGGAUCUUGUAGCUCUUAUCGUCUAUACUCGAUUGGUCUCUAUCUGAAGCCUAUCCUUCCUGCUAUAAGGCUGAAUCAAGAUGAAUAUGUGACUGGGUUGAGUGCAAUACAUUGGGGAGCAGCGCUCACAUCUUUGACAUUUCACACUAACCAGAGGAAACACGGACCGAUUUGUGAGAGAUUUGAUGAUAUUAAAGACGGUUAUAUGAAGGAAAUUGAUGUGGGGAUAUGUGAUCCUCGUGAGUUUGGUGGAUUCUUUGGGUCUUUCUGUCAUGUCUCCGGCUAUCUGACUUCCAUUGGCCUUUAUGUCUGUCCCAUUACAAGGAUCAAUGACGCAGCCCUCAAAACCAACUACAAAGUCACCGAUGACGACGACGACCAGCUCACUGUCUACCAAUCAUCUGGUCCUUUAACCACAAUCAACCAUAAUCGGACGCUUGAAUAUCAAAUGCCUCAUGAGAUAAUAUCGAUUCAGUUUGGCUACAUUGAGAAUGGAGCUCUAGUCAUGUCUGCCAAGUACGGCGGUGACUUCAAGGGACAGAGCUUCCGAGUUGUGAAACUGAAGCACAAUGAGUAUGUGACUGGGUUGAGUGGGUGUGGAGGAAUCAACUCACUGACAUUUUACACUAACCUGGGGAAACACGGACCCAUUUGUGAGCCAAAGUUAAAUGUCACAAAUAUCAAGACUGAAAUUGAUCUGGCGAUAUGUGACCGUCGUGAGUUUGGUGGUUUCUUUGGGUCGUGCAAUCAAUACUCUCUGACAUCAAUCGGUAUCUAUGUGAAUCCCAUUCCAAGCUCCAACACAGCGGUUAAACGUGAAAACGUUUGACACAAGCAACGUCUUGUGACGUUCAACAGUAUAGCCUGGUUCAAUUUGUUGUUUUUCGUUUUCUCUCAAAUAAAGCACCUUCUGAUGG